CUGAAAUGCCGACCUACCAGGAAUGUUCCACACAGUCUGAGGAAGCCUUCUGGCCUGGACAAAUUGGUUUUCGGAAGUGCAGAGACUUUCGUCCCUACAAAGGCGAAAUUGUCCAAGACCCUGAACCGGAGAACGUCAGCUUGUUUUUUUCUGGAACUUUUCACAGGGACAGUAAUCAAGCAUUAAACAUAGAAGGAGUUGAGACGUGGAUACAUAGACCUUAUGAGGUUGAACACCCACACUUUGAUGACAUAGCGGUUUAUUUCACGGAAGAGGAGUGGGCGUGUUUAAAUGACAAAGAGAGGAAGCUUUAUAAGAAGGUGACGAUGGACAAUUACUGGAACCUCAUGGCUGUAGGGAAGAUCAGUGUAACACCCCCCGGUGAUAUCAAAGAUUGAGAGAGGAGAAGAGCCCUGCAUAAGGAGCCUACCGGAGACCAAUCACAAGCAGUUCCCUGACUCUGACAGCAGAGACGGCCCUACAAGCCAGAAUUUCUUCGGUCAACGUUAUAAUAUUCAGCGCUUCUACGAACGCUUGAAAAUGAUCACCACUCCCAUCCGCCUCACCAUGGCCGGUCUGACUGUGACCAGAAGAAUGUCUGACCCAUCGUCUUGUGAGCCAUCGCAGGCUGUCCAGGGUGAGGACAGGAUUCGAGACCCCGGCGACCAAUGUCCUUUCAAGCCUUUCCUGAAGGAGAAAAAAACGGUGGUCAACGAGAGGCCCUUCCGUUGCAUCAAAUGCGAACGAACUUUCAAGCGAUUUGGCAGUCUCAGCAGUCACUAUCAAAGGGUGCACCAAAGCAACAAAGACCUCACUUGUUCUGAAUGCGGCAAAAAAUUCUCAAAAAUGAAAGCUCUCCUCCUUCAUUUCAUGAGACACACGGGAGAGCGGCCCUUUGCUUGCACGGGUUGUGGAAAGACGUUCGCGUCCCAGGUUUGUCUCAACAACCAUUAUGGGUUGAAUUUGAAGAAGAAGCAGUACGAGUGCGUGGAGUGCGGGAAGCAAUUUGGCCUCAAACACAGCCUCAUCAAACACGAGAAGCUUCACCAAAUAGACAACCGCAACGUGUGUCUGGUCUGCGGGAAGGAGUUUGCGCACAAGUCCACCCUUCGGCUCCAUGAGAGAAUCCACAACAGUCAUUACGUCUGCUCGCAAUGCGGCCGAUAUUUCAGCCUCAUGGAGGACUGUCAGAAGCACAUGCUAGAGCACAGGCAGAUGCAACUGUUUAAUUGCACCGAAUGUGGAACCGCCUUCCUCUAUGAAAGCCAGCUCAUCGAACAUCAAAAAUUUCACCAG
Molecule: messenger RNA, 1296 nt
Organism: Staurois parvus
Lineage: Eukaryota; Metazoa; Chordata; Amphibia; Anura; Ranidae
Source: the annotation of a GenBank genome assembly